UAUACGGAUUGGAGACUGUUAACUCAACAUUGGUCGUACAGUCGAGAUGUAAAAGUCUGCGAACCCCCUCUGCUGUGGGAUGCAAUUGGAAAGGAAAUAACACACAGGGAGGAAGCCCAAGAAGGUCUAGAAGCACGCACAUACCACUUAUAGUUUUGUAGGGCUUUUCUGGUUUCCGAUCGCGACUCGCAUUGGCGAGUCUUUAGUUGUGGUGUGUCAUCACCCCCGUUCCCCUAACCGCCACCACCACCGAUCUCUCUCCCUCUAGCUGGCCGUGAGUUGCAAGAUUCCAGCCUUUUCGGCUUUGUCGGGAUGAAGAGGAGGCGGCUGUCGGCGGUGGCGGCGGAGGGGCAGCUGGGGCCAGCAGUGUUUGUGUUCUUGUCUAGUGAGCGAAGGCUGAUGAUGACGGAGGAGGAGGCUGGCAGCAGUAGGAGCUUUUGCACCAGCCGUUCUGUUUUUCGUUGUUAUUGAGUCGCAGCAGCAGGCCCCGCUUUGCUUUACCUUCACACUGAAGAUUGGUGUGUGUGUGCUUUGGUGUCUGUGCGGCCUCGGACACGGAUCAGCUGCGGUUUACUUGGUUUUUUUCCGUGCUCUUUAUGUUUCAAGACAUUUUUGUGAGUUUGGAUCGACAUGAAACUGUAAUUUAUAACGUUAUUUUGUACAUUUAUCCCCGCCUCCCUGUUCUGCAUUUCUGUCUUUCUUAUAAUUUAAUAAUAUUAUUGCGAAUAAAAAUGGCCGAGAAUGUGGUGGAUCCGGGCCCACCGCCAAAGCGGCCUAAACUAUCGUCUCCUGCCCUGUCGGUCUCCGCCAGCGACGGAACAGAUUUUGGGUCCUUAUUCGACCUGGAACAGGAUUUACCUGAUGAAUUGAUAAGUUCGACAGACUUUGGCCUGACAAAUGGAGGGGAUCUGAGCCAGAUUCAGACCAGUCUUGGAAUGGUGCAAGAUGCUGCUUCAAAGCACAAACAGUUGUCAGAGCUAUUACGAAGUGGAAGCUCUGCUAACCUAGGCAUGGGAGUUGGAGGUCCAGGCCAUGGGAUGGGCAGCCAGAAUCAACAAAACAAUCCUGGAGUACCUAUUUUAAACACUAUGGGAAAAGGCCCAUUGACUCAAGCAGGACUGACUUCUGGAAUGGGAAUGGGUCCAGGUGGCCCAAAUCAGGGCACACCAGUUCAAACUAUGAACAGUGCAUCUGGAACUGGAAUAAUGGCAGGGGUUGGUAAUCCUGUUAACCAGACUGCAGUCGGCUUAAACCCUGGUAUGAAUGCUGCCAUGAACCCUGGGCUAAUGAACACUGGUAGUGGGCAAGGGAUUUUGGCGGGACAAGUGAUGAACGGUUCUGUUGGUGCUGGCAGGGGGAGACCCAACAUAUCAUACCAAAACCAAGGAAUUACAAACACUGGUAAUCUACUUGCUGAGACAUUGCAGCAAACUUCAGCACAAAUGGGAGGUCAAGCAGGUCUUCGAGCGCCACAGCCAGGAACUGUGGGCAAGAUGGGAAUGAUGAGUAAUCCUAGUCCUUAUGGAUCACCAUUUACUCAGAAUUCUGGACAGCAAAUGGCAGCUGCUGGAAUUGGUCCUUCAUUACAGACUAAGGCUGGAUUAUCCAACAGUUUGCCACCUUUCUCGGUAGAUAAGAAGCCAAUUCCUGGUCCAGGAAUGCCGAACAUGGGCCAGCAACAGACUCCUCCUCAGAUACAGCAGGGUGGAAUAGUAUCUGCAUCAGCACAAGGUAUGGGUUCAGCACCACCUACUGCAGAUCCCGAGAAACGCAAACUCAUUCAGCAGCAACUUGUUCUACUACUGCAUGCUCACAAGUGUCAGCGAAGGGAGCAAGCCAAUGGUGAAGUCAAGCCAUGCAAUCUUCCACACUGUCGAACCAUGAAAAACGUUCUCAAUCACAUGACACACUGUCAAGCUGGCAAGUUAUGCCAAGUUGCACACUGUGCAUCCUCCCGACAAAUCAUCUCACAUUGGAAGAAUUGUACAAGACAGGACUGUCCUGUGUGCUUGCCCCUGAAGACUGCUGGUGAUAAGAGAAAUCAGACAUUAUUAGGUAGCUCAUUAGUAGGCAUUGGGAAUACUGGUUCAGUAGGUGUCGGACAGCAGAAUACGCCCAGUUUGAACCCCACCAACCAAAUCGACCCAAGUUCCAUUGAAAGAGCGUAUGCAGCACUUGGAUUGCCUUAUCAGGGAAACCAGAUGCAGACGCAAACUCAGACACAGGUUCAGAAUCAGCCAUCCAACCAGCCAUCCCAGGGAUUACGCUCGAUGAACCCCAUGGGUCCUGCAUCUAUGGGAGUAAAUGGAGGAGUAAGUGCUCCUGCCACAAGUCAGCAGCCCAGUUUAUUAACAGAUUCAAUGCUGCACUCUGCAAUGAGUUCGCCAAACGCAAUGUUGAGUGACAGCAGUGGUGUUGGAAAUCUUAGUGGCAUUCCCACUGCAACGCAGCCAUCAAGUACUGGAAUUCGGAAGGCAUGGCAUGAAGAUAUUACUCAGGAUCUCCGAAAUCAUCUGGUUCAUAAACUAGUUCAAGCCAUAUUCCCAACUCCUGAUCCUGCGGCACUAAAAGACAGGCGCAUGGAGAAUUUGGUAGCAUAUGCACGGAAAGUUGAAGGAGAUAUGUAUGAAUCUGCGAACAACAGGGCAGAAUAUUAUCAUCUUCUUGCUGAGAAAAUCUAUAAGAUCCAGAAAGAGCUGGAAGAAAAACGAAGAACCAGGUUGCUGAGGCAGAAUUUGAUGCCAAAUGCCCCAGGCAUGACUUCUACAGGCUUGACCCCCGGUCCUACUAUGAGCCAGUCUCAGUCAGUGAUGCUUUCAAAUGGACCUGUUCCUGACCCCAACAUGAUUCGACCAAAUGUGCCAAAUCAGAUGAACCGUAUGCCGACUCACUCUGGAAUGAACCAAUUUGCACAGAUGAACAUCCCGUUACCAUCGGUAGGACAUAGACAAGCUCCUCCUUUGCAACAUCCAGGACAGACAAAUCAGCCUGGGCCUGUGAAUCAGAUGAGCUUUCCAUCUCGUAUGCCACAGGUAAAUGUUGGACUACAUUCUGGGCAGAGUCAGUUCAUGUCUCCAAAUCAGUUCCCAGGAUCUUCUCCGGGAAUGAAUACCAACAGCAUGCAGAUGGGAACCCCUAACAACCAGCCUCAGUUGACGCAGCCUCAAAUGCCAAAUUCAACUCUUCCAGCAAACACUUCAACCACUUUAAGUUCAGGGUCUCAAGGGACCCAGAUGCACUGCCCAUCUCUCACUCAGCCUUCACUUCACCAGAAUUCACCGUCUCCAGUUCAGAGUCUAACACCAACUCCUCACCAUACACCACCAAAUAUAACUCCUCAGCAACCACAGGCACAAAUGGUAACAUCACCAGCAAUGUCAACGGGACCAUCGCAGGCUCAACCCAUACAGCAACCUCCAAGGCAGACUCCUACACCACCACAGACUCAGCUGCCUCCACAACUACAGCCUCAACUACCUGUCACCCCUACAUCAGAACAGCAGCAGCAGAAUUCCUCUCAGUCAAGUUUAACUUCUAUCCCAACACCAACAGCACCAUUGCAGUCACAGCACUUUGGUUCACCUCAUUCACAGCCAGUAGUAAGCACUGACGGCCCAAUCUCAAAUCCACCUUCAACAAGCAGUACAGAAGUGAACUCCCAACAGACUGCACCUGAUCCACCAUCACAGGAGGUAAAAGUAGAUAUCAAACAAGAAGAGGAUGAGCCUGAUAUGGAAUCAUCUGAACCCUUGGUAGUAAAAACAGAGGUACAAGAAGAACAGAUAGAAGAAUGUAAGCCAGAGCCCGAAACAGUGGAAGAAAAACAAUCCGAAUUGAAGCCCGAAACAAAUGAAAAGGAAGAAGAGGAAAAAGAAGGCACACCAGUUCCUCAGUCUUCACCAGCACAAGGACAGUCAAAGAAAAAAAUAUUUAAGCCAGAGGAGCUGCGUCAGGCACUUAUGCCGACAUUGGAAGCACUUUAUCGACAGGAUCCCGAAUCUCUUCCCUUCCGUCAGCCUGUGGACCCCUUACUACUGGGAAUUCCAGAUUAUUUUGACAUUGUAAAGAAUCCUAUGGACCUGUCCACAAUUAAGCGGAAACUGGACACAGGCCAGUAUCAGGAACCCUGGCAGUAUGUGGAAGACAUCUGGUUAAUGUUCAACAAUGCUUGGCUGUACAACCGGAAGACCUCUCGAGUUUACAAGUAUUGCUCCAAGCUAGCAGAAGUGUUUGAGCAGGAGAUUGACCCAGUAAUGCAGAGCUUGGGAUACUGCUGCGGAAGGAAGCUGGAAUUUUCUCCGCAGACUUUGUGCUGCUAUGGCAAACAGCUUUGCACUAUCCCUCGAGAUGCCACUUAUUAUAGUUACCAAAACAGUUCACCCAAGUAUGGCCUUCUUGCUGACAGGUAUCAUUUCUGUGAGAAGUGCUUCAACGAAAUCCAGGGAGAAAGCGUGUCCCUGGGAGACGAUCCAUCCCAGCCUCAAACGACAAUAAAUAAGGAGCAGUUUUCGAAACAGAAAAAUGAUACACUGGACCCUGAACUGUUUGUUGAAUGCAUAGAAUGUGGUCGAAAAAUGCAUCAGAUUUGUGUCCUUCAUAAUGAAACCAUAUGGCCCAGUGGCUUUACCUGUGAUGGCUGUUUAAAAAAAACUGGAAAAACCAGGAAGGAGAACAAAUUUUCUGCAAAAAAACUACCUUCAACAAGAUUGGGCACUUUCCUAGAGAACAGAGUGAAUGACUUUUUGAGAAGACAGAAUCAUCCUGAAUCAGGGGAGGUCAUCAUCCGUGUUGUUCAUGUUUCUGAUAAAACUGUAGAAGUAAAACCAGGAAUGAAAGCAAGGUUUGUAGAUAGUGGAGAAAUGGCAGAGUCUUUCCCAUAUCGAACAAAAGCCCUCUUUGCAUUUGAAGAUAUCGAUGGAGUGGAUGUGUGCUUCUUUGGCAUGCAUGUGCAGGAGUAUGGCUCAGACUGUCCACCACCCAACCAGAGGCGAGUGUACAUUUCCUACCUCGACAGUGUUCACUUUUUCCGCCCCAAAUGCCUCAGGACUGCAGUCUAUCAUGAAAUCCUUAUAGGUUACUUGGAAUAUGUGAAGAAAUUGGGAUUUACAACUGGGCAUAUUUGGGCCUGCCCACCCAGUGAAGGAGAUGAUUACAUCUUCCAUUGUCAUCCUGUGGAUCAAAAAAUCCCCAAGCCCAAACGACUGCAGGAGUGGUACAAAAAGAUGCUUGACAAGUCUGUUGCUGAGCGUGUUAUCCAUGACUACAAGGAUAUCUUCAAACAAGCAACAGAAGAUCGUCUGACAAGCGCUAAGGAACUUCCAUAUUUUGAAGGAGAUUUCUGGCCUAAUGUCUUGGAGGAAAGCAUUAAAGAACUGGAACAGGAAGAGGAAGAAAGAAAGAGGGAGGAAAACACAGGAAGCGAGACCACUGAUACAAUUAAAGGGGAUAGCAAAAAUGCAAAGAAGAAGAACAAUAAGAAAACUAGCAAAAACAAGAGUAGCUUAAGUCGAGGAAAUAAAAAGAAGCCUGGAAUGCCGAGUGUAUCAAAUGACCUUUCCCAGAAGCUAUAUGCUACCAUGGAAAAGCACAAGGAGGUAUUCUUUGUCAUUCGGCUUAUAGCUGGCCCUGCUGCAAAUUCUCUACCCCCUAUAGUAGAUCCUGAUCCUCUCAUGACAUGUGACCUGAUGGAUGGUCGGGAUGCUUUCCUAACGCUAGCAAGAGAAAAGCACCUUGAAUUCUCAUCCCUUAGGAGAGCCAUGUGGUCAACUAUGUGCAUGCUUGUAGAACUGCAUACUCAGAGUCCAGACAGAUUUGUAUAUACAUGUAAUGAAUGCAAGCAUCAUGUGGAAACAAGAUACCAUUGUACUGUCUGUGAGGAUUAUGACCUAUGUAUUACUUGCUAUAACACUAAGAGCCAUGAGCACAAGAUGGAGAAAUUAGGCCUUGGUCUUGAUGAUGAGAGCAGUAACCAACAAGCUGCCACAACUCAGAGUCCAGGAGAUUCCCGUCGUCUCAGCAUCCAGCGUUGCAUCCAGUCUCUUGUUCAUGCAUGUCAGUGUCGCAAUGCAAACUGUGCAUUGCCAUCCUGCCAGAAGAUGAAGAGAGUUGUGCAGCACACAAAAGGUUGCAAACGAAAAACCAAUGGUGGGUGCCCUAUCUGCAAACAGCUUAUUGCAUUAUGCUGCUAUCAUGCAAAACACUGCCAGGAGAACAAGUGUCCAGUACCUUUUUGCCUCAACAUCAAGCACAAACUGCGUCAGCAGCAACUGCAACACCGUCUGCAUCAAGCUCAAAUGUUACGGAGAAGGAUGGCAAGUAUGCAGAGGACUGGAGUAGUUGGACAGCAACAAGGUUUGCCUUCUCCAACAGCACCAACAACACCGACGGGUCCUCAGCCUUCAACACCUCAGACUCCACAGCCACAACCACAGCCUCCUCCUCCUCCUCCUUCGCAAUCACAGCCUCCUCCUCCCAGUACUAUGCCUUCUUACAGUAUAUCAAGAACUCAGUCUUCAAGCUCCUUAUCAGGUAAGCAAGGAGGAGCACCUCCUACCCCUCCUCAGACAUCACAGGCACCAGUGCAAGGGCCUCCACCAGCAGCUGUAGAGAUGGCCAUGCAGAUUCAGCGAGCAGCAGAGACACAGCGUCAGAUGGCACAAAUCUACCAGAGGCCAAUAAUAAACCAACACCAAAUGAAUCAAUUGUCUGCAGUAAGUAUCAAUCCACCGCAGCCAGCAAGGGGCGGACAUAUCGACCAAGGAAUGGCAACGGCUGGAAUGCAGCAGCAGCCGCAGUGGACGCAAGCAACCAUGCCUCAGCCUCAACAGCUGCAGGCGGGAAUGCAGAGACCAUCUGUAAUGCAAGUUCAGCAGCAAGGACAGCAGGUGACUGUGCAGCCUCAACCAGGCAUUGGUUCAGGAGCACCUCCUCUAAAUCGUGGUGCUCCUCCUCAUACAGCUUUGCAAGACUUACUGCAGACUCUUCGGUCUCCAAGCUCCCCUAUGCAACAACAACAGGUGCUUAGCAUUCUUCGUUCCAACCCACAGUUGAUGGCAGCCUUCAUCAAACAGCGAGCUGCUAGGUACCAAGGUGGACAAGGUCAAGGCAGUAUUCCAGUGCAGUCAGGAAUGCCUCAACAGCAACCAGGGCUUCAGCCACAGGCUGGAAUGCAGGGACAGCAAGUAAUGCAUCCGAACCAAAUGCUGCAAAAUAUGAACCAAAUGGGAACGGUACAAAGGCCUAACAUGCAACAGCAGCCACCCCAGCAACAACUUCAGCAGGGCAUGGGAGGAUUAAAUACUCAAGGGCAGCAAAUGAGUAUAAACCUUGGGUCGCAGUACAGAGAGAUGUUGAUUCGGAGACAACAGCUUAUGCAGCAGCAACAACAACAUCAACAAGGGGGUGGCCCUGGGCUGAAUGCUGCAUUGGCCAAUCAUAAUCAGUUUCAGCAACCACAGGGAGGAGGAUACCAGCAACAGCAGCAGAGAAUACAGCACCACAUGCAAAUGCAGCAAGGGGGUAUGGGACAAAUGGGCCAGACAGUAGGGCAGAUGAACCCUUUACCACAGCCCAUGGGUGGGGAAGCAGCUGGUUUGCAAGCUAUACAACAAAGGUUACUUCAACAGCAGAUGAGUUCUCCAGCACAGCCCAAUCCCAUGAGCCCCCAGCAGCAAAUGCUUCCCAACCAAGCUCAGUCACCACACUUACAGAAUCAGCAGAUCAUUAGCAACCAGGUGCGAUCUCCACAACCUGUCCCUUCCCCACGGCCGCAGUCACAACCUCCCCAUUCCAGUCCUUCUCCUCGGAUGCAGCCUCAGCCAUCACCGCACCACGUCUCUCCACAGACCAAUUCUCCACAUCCCGGACUAGUAGCUGCCCAGGCUAACCCCUUGGAUCAAGGACAUUUUGCUACCCCGGACCAGAGUGCAAUGCUUUCUCAGCUCGCUAGUAACCCCAGCAUGGCUGGACUCCACAGUGCAAAUGCCACAGAGCUUGGCCUUGUUUCUGACAACCAGGACAUGAGUGCAAACCUUCCUCAGAGUACACUAGACAUGUUGUAGCAUUUUGGGAGCAAAACUUAUUUUCACUUAAUGAAACUUUAAUAUAUAGGGGGUUUUGUACUGAAGACAAUUUUUUGAAUUGUUCCAGGGAACGCACUGUUUUCUGAGAACACAACAAAUCUGCAAUUUAUUGAAAAAUACUGAGGGAUGAAUAUACAAAGAAUAUAUUUUUGUUAUGGCUGGAAUGUACCAGUCCUUUUUGUUUUGUUUUUUUGUUUUUUUUUUUUUCUCUUCGUUCUUUUUUUUUUCCUCUCUUGUGGGUAUCCUCUUCAUUUCUGACAAACCCACACCUUGGCAAUUUUUUUUUUAAAUUAAUGAAAAAUGUUUGUGUAAUAUUGAUAGUUUUAUUUACUGUGUCUGAAAGCUUGUAGGAAUUAUUUUUUCCAUUUUACAGAAAAGGAAACCUUUCUUAAGAGAGAGGACAAGAGGCAUUCUUAAAAAAACAUAAUUUGUUUCUUUACUUGGGACUGAAUAAAUUCAUUGGCCUCAUCUUCCUCUUGUUCUAACCUUUUGUCCUCUGGUAUUUUCUACACAAGGGUCUUUACAGAGACUGCAAGUAUUAAUUUGUACAUGUAGAAACAAUUUGCAAAUGCGCAAUGGCAGCUGCCAAAUGGAUGUAGUAUAUAUAUUGUGGUUUCUGUUUCUUGAAAGACUUUGUUAUUUUUUCAUCUAACAAAAAUAGGAGGGUGUAAAGAACUGUACAAAAACAGAUGAUUUUAACAUAAAUCGUCCUUUUGGUUUCAUCCUUCUGCCCCGGUCUCCUGUGUAAAACUUGAAGAACUAAAUGGCAAGCAAAAAACCUUCACAUGUAAGUCAUGCAGUUUGAUUACUUAUAAAUAUGAACUUUGGAUCGUUGUAUAGACUGUUGCAAUUGAUUUUCUUUCUUAUUACCUAUUGUUAAAUAAACUGUGUGAGACAGAGA
Messenger RNA from Protopterus annectens (West African lungfish), 8982 nucleotides. It is a transcript of the gene EP300, whose product is annotated as E1A binding protein p300. The transcript is spliced from 31 exons. The coding region runs from base 597 to 8060 and encodes 2487 amino acids. Gene Ontology annotation, biological process: positive regulation of transcription by RNA polymerase II. Gene Ontology annotation, molecular function: zinc ion binding; chromatin DNA binding; protein binding. Gene Ontology annotation, cellular component: histone acetyltransferase complex; nucleus; transcription regulator complex. Lineage: Eukaryota; Metazoa; Chordata; Ceratodontiformes; Protopteridae. The record is from RefSeq and is a predicted model, not a curated record.